AUGUCAAUCACAAGCUUGCCUUUAGAGUUGUUGAACUUUAUUUGUGAGUAUCUUGAGCCUCAGGAUUGGGGCGCGCUCAGGAUAACUUGCCGCCAUAUACACGGCAACACACUCGAAGCCUAUACAACGCGAUACUUCAAAAGAAUAUCGCUUCUUCUCACUCGUGAAGGCCUUGACCGCCUGGAGCAUAUUGCAAGCAGUAAAACUCUUCGUGGCUCGGUCGAAGAAAUCUGGAUCAUCCCGAACUUAUUCGAAAGCGGAAUCCGGUUGGACAAGGCAAAGUUUACAAACAUGGAAAAUAGGAACCAUCAGUUGAGAUGGGGAGGUAUUUCAACAAUGGCAAAAUCGGAUGAAACUCAAGCUGAGCUUUUGGCUUUUGUUGUCUAUAAAGCUAUAAUGAAAGAACAACAAGCCAUUCUCGAUUCCUGGGGUUUCUUUGGUACCCUUGAAAAAUGCCUACCGCGCCUCGAAAACGCUGUUACCUUUGGAGUACGGUUUCACGCAACACAUUUCCUUCUCAAUACAGCCAAGCAUUCUGACUUGACCUGCCUGGGCUUACGUGAAUUGAAGAGCCAGUUCAAUUACAGUGUGUACAAGACGUUUCCAAUGAUUCAGAGAGUGCCGUACAUGCUAUAUGAUUUGCCAUUCUCACAACUGCUGAAUGCCAUAAUCAAAUCCAAUCGAAAGGUCCAAGCCCUCCAGACAUGCGGCCAUGCCUUUCGCGCCUUUCGCAGCGAUCGCCUUUGCGGUAUGAAUUUGAAAUCUUUUCAACUGCCAGAGUCAGAGUAUCAAUUACUGCUUCCACUCUUGAAGGAUCUGACGACUCUACAUAUGUGCAUUCGCCUUAAAGAGUACGAACAAGAAUCAUUCGAUGAAAAGACAUUUAAACGUCUUCUUAAUGUUCUGGUCACAGUUGCACCGACACUUAAAACCCUGACCUUUGCCCAAUGGAGUCCCAUAGAAGAAUUGUCUCCUCUCUACUUUAAAAAUCUCUCUCAAAGAAUUCAGUUUUCCCAACUAGAGGAACUUGAUCUUCAUUCGAUCGAGGUGACGGUGAAUAGCCUAGAAGAGUUUCUACGGACCGCAGCCCCAACCUUGAAACGACUGAGUCUGGAGUUGGUCAGUAUAGUUGAUGGGAUAACAUCAGCACCAGAUCUAGGACCUAUUACCGAAAACAGUGGCAGUUGGGUCUCUGCAUUAUCUGCUGAAGUCAAAAAUGACAUGCAGGGGCUCUGGAAGCGCGUUUUUGAAUCAUGGGCACAACAUCUCAAGCUACAAUACGUCCAACUUUGCAACCUUGGUUACCGGGGAAGAUAUAUCAAGUUGAGAGAUCACUUGUAUACGCAACGCGGGCAGCUGGAUGCACAGCCUUCUCCUGGCCCGAACUCGAAGCCGGAUGCACAGCCUUCUGUCUUGAAUCCCUUAAGCAUCUCUUUUGAUGCCGAGAGGGCGAGUAUACCUUUCGAAAAGUGGAUCACGCAGCUUGAGAUAGAGAUGUGGCAUCGGACAUUCUUUGGAGAUUCCACGCUCCCAGGGACCCGCGACAUCAACGUGCGCCAACCAGGCCGUGAAUUUAGUGGGCAGGUGACUUACGCAUGCAGUUUUGGAAGGUGA
Messenger RNA from Penicillium odoratum, 1614 nucleotides. RefSeq names its product F-box protein. The record is from RefSeq and is a predicted model, not a curated record. Bases 1 to 1614 code for a protein of 537 amino acids. Gene Ontology annotation, molecular function: protein binding. Lineage: Eukaryota; Fungi; Ascomycota; Eurotiomycetes; Eurotiales; Aspergillaceae. The transcript has a single exon.